CAUCCUGGAGUCUCUAUUUCCGUAAAAUUCCAUAAACCCCAAAGCGCCGAACCAGCACGCGAGCGGCUCCACGCAUUGCGAGGCUCCCGUAGCCGGUACGCGCCCUAGCGUCCGAGAUGAGCGACCUCGACCAAGCGAUCGAGCAGCUGCGCUCAUGCCGACCGAUCCCCGAGUCGCAGGUUCGCGAACUGUGUUAUAAAGCGCGGGAGCUGCUGAUUGAGGAAGGGAAUGUGGUAGGGGUGGAUGCGCCGGUGACGAUAUGCGGAGAUAUUCAUGGGCAGUUUCAUGACUUGAUGGAGUUAUUUCGGGUGGGGGGGGAUGUGCCAGAGACCAACUACCUUUUCAUGGGGGAUUUCGUGGAUCGGGGAUUCUAUUCAUUGGAAUCAUUCUUGCUUCUCCUCUGCUUGAAGGUCCGAUAUCCAGAUCGAAUCACCCUAAUACGCGGGAAUCAUGAAUCACGACAGAUAACGACGGUCUACGGGUUUUACGACGAAUGCGUAAGAAAAUACGGCAGCGCUACAGUGUGGAGAUACUGCUGCGACGUAUUCGACUACCUCGCCCUCGGCGCCCUGGUCACCGGUGCCUCCACCAACCUCGAAUCCACCGGUGCCGAAUACGCCGACCCUUCCCAAGCCCACACGAUACCCAGCGAAGACGAAGACAACGAGAUCGAAAUCCUCAACUCCAACGGCCAUAUCGUCAGCCGCUUCCUCCGCACCCAACCCAGCCACGAACCUCCCAGCGACCCCGACUCAACCUCCUCCCCCAAACCCGACUCCACCCGCAGCCCCUCCCCCCUCUCCGCCGCCCAACCCUCUCACACCCCCUCCGCCACCGGCGCCCCCGGCACCUCCGCCACCUCCUCCUCCAACGGCUCCUCUGCCUCCAACAGCGGCGCCGUCCUAUGCGUGCACGGCGGCCUCUCCCCCCUCGUAGACACCAUCGACAAGAUCCGCCUCCUCGACCGCAAGCAGGAGGUCCCGCAUGAGGGCGCCAUGUGCGAUCUCCUCUGGUCCGACCCGGACGAGAUCGACGGCUGGGGCCUCUCCCCCCGCGGCGCCGGCUUCCUCUUCGGCUGCGACAUCGUCAAGGUCUUCAAUCAGAAGAACGACCUUAGCUUAAUCGCGCGUGCGCAUCAGCUAGUCAUGGAAGGCUUCAAGGAGAUGUUCGACUCCACCAUCGUCACCGUGUGGAGCGCCCCGAACUACUGCUACCGCUGCGGGAACGUGGCCGCCAUUCUUGAGCUUGGGGAGGAUGGGAGCAAUGCUGGAUUUACCCCCCGCACCAAUGGCGAUGUAGGGAGGUUUACAGGGGCUUUAGGGCCCGGGCCGGGGUUGAAGGCGCCGGAUGCCGGGAUGCAGAGGCCAGGGCCCGGGAGGAGGUAUCGGGUGUUUGAUGCGGCGCCGCAGGAUUCGAGAGGGAUGCCGGCGAAAAAACCGGUGGCGGACUACUUUUUGUGAUGGGGCUAUGUAGAAAGGACGUACGGGAUCAGGGGCUCGAAACGGGCUCGAAGCUGAAUAGUUUCCGAGGCAGAUAUUGGUUGCCGCACACCCAUGGGAUAUGUCUACAAAUGAGUGGGGAUUGGGCAUCCAUUGCUGACUU
Eremomyces bilateralis CBS 781.70 is the source of this 1602-nucleotide messenger RNA. Its product is annotated as serine/threonine protein phosphatase. Gene Ontology annotation, cellular component: cytoplasm; nucleus. NCBI's taxonomy places the organism in Eukaryota, Fungi, Ascomycota, Dothideomycetes, Eremomycetales, Eremomycetaceae. Bases 117 to 1460 code for a protein of 447 amino acids. The transcript is spliced from 5 exons. Gene Ontology annotation, molecular function: protein serine/threonine phosphatase activity. The record is from RefSeq and is a predicted model, not a curated record. Gene Ontology annotation, biological process: peptidyl-serine dephosphorylation; double-strand break repair via homologous recombination.